GAUGGGAGACCAGAGGACACAACAGAGCCCUUGCCAAUUAGGUCAUCAUUAAACUAGGAGUCCCCAGUGGUAAGGUCUAUGGUUUCGAGAUUGACACACCUUGCUUCAACAAAAACCACGUUCAUUCUGACACCCAAACCCUUCCGGUGGGAGGGAAUACUCACAAUGCGGGAGUGUGGCCCUUCCCGGAGACACAUCUGGAAGCUAAGCUCUCCCACUACCAAAGCCUAUUCUCAUGUCCGUCUCAAUAUAUUUCCCGAUAGAUGUAAUCUCAUAACAGAUUCCCCCACAACAAAUACCGGGAGUACUAACACACUAUUAGGAAUUCCCCGCUUCCGCUUGUUUAGAACUACAGUCUCCGUGUUCUCCAGCGAUCCGGACGCGAUUAUUGACUUUGCUCUCGUCUCCUUUGAUGGCCUGGCAAUCUCCUACAGCGACCGAAACUCUGGAAUAAAAGCUGCCAAUCUGUUGCUUCCCGGAAGAGGUAAGGACGCAGGAAACGGUUGGGAAACCAAUCGCAGCCGUGAGCCAGGCCAUGUCGACUGGGUCCGUCAAGGUUGUACGCCUUUCCCUUGGACCAGCCGAAACGCCUUAGUUAUACUAACCGGUUUUCACCACAAAGGGGCUCCGGGAUACAUUGAAGAGAUUGUAGUUGACACCCUCCACUUCCGUGGAAACUAUUCUCAAGCCGUUGAAAUCUACACCAUCAAUUCCUCCGACCAACAUAUCGCCGGCGAUGCUAGUGGAUGGGAACUUAUCGUUCCUGCACACUCUUGUGAGGCGGAUAAGGAACAUGCAUUCCAGUCCACCCUCUUCCAGAACAUUAACGGAAAAACGGUUACUCAUGUUAAAAUGGCCAUCAUUCUUGACGGAGGGGUGAAACGCUCGAGAGUCUUCGGGAAAAGUGCUAUAUUUGCUGGUAACUAA
Messenger RNA from Tuber melanosporum (Perigord truffle), 927 nucleotides. RefSeq lists its product as uncharacterized. The record is from RefSeq and is a predicted model, not a curated record. Gene Ontology annotation, molecular function: allantoicase activity. NCBI's taxonomy places the organism in Eukaryota, Fungi, Ascomycota, Pezizomycetes, Pezizales, Tuberaceae. The transcript is spliced from 3 exons. The coding region runs from base 79 to 927 and encodes 282 amino acids. Gene Ontology annotation, biological process: allantoin catabolic process.